Manihot esculenta (cassava) is the source of this 744-nucleotide messenger RNA. RefSeq names its product 17.3 kDa class I heat shock protein. The record is from RefSeq and is a predicted model, not a curated record. The coding region runs from base 117 to 590 and encodes 157 amino acids. The transcript has a single exon. NCBI's taxonomy places the organism in Eukaryota, Viridiplantae, Streptophyta, Magnoliopsida, Malpighiales, Euphorbiaceae. Gene Ontology annotation, biological process: response to salt stress; protein folding; response to heat.
UCCUAUAAGUAAGAUCCUUCUCCUUUCUGCUUCAUCAUAGAAAACAAGCAAAGCAAUUCAGAGCAACCUAUCAAGCCAAUUAAUCUCUGUUACAUAACCCAUUCCAGCACUACAAAAUGGCGAUGAUUCCAAGCUUCUUCGGUAACCGACGAAGCAGCAUCUUCGAUCCAUUCAAUUCUUUCGACCUGUGGGAUCCAUUCAAAGACUUCCCAUUCCCUUCUUCCUCUUCAAUCGUCUCUCAUGAAAAUACCGCUUUUGUUAACACUCGUAUAGAUUGGAAAGAGACGCCAGAAGCUCAUAUCUUCAAGGCUGAUCUUCCUGGGCUUAAAAAGGAGGAAGUGAAAGUGGAGGUUGAAGAUGACAGAGUGCUCCAAAUCAGCGGAGAGAGGAAUGUGGAGAAGGAAGAGAAGAAUGAUACUUGGCAUCGUGUGGAGCGCAGCAGUGGCAAAUUCUUGAGGAGGUUCAGGCUGCCGGAGAAUGCGAAGAUGGAUCAGGUUAAGGCCUCAAUGGAGAAUGGGGUUCUCACAGUGACGGUUCCUAAGGAGGAGGUGAAGAAGCCUGAUGUCAAAGCCAUUGAAAUCUCUGGUUGAUUAACGGCAUGCUAUGGAUAUAUAUAUAUAUAUAUAUAUAUGUGUGGCAAGAUAUGUAGAAAUAAUGGUGUUUGUGUGCCUUUGGGAUUCUCUGAGCAGUUUGUGAUGUAUAACUAUAUUAAAAGAUUAUCAACAUAUAAUAGUAUUGAUCCAA